Sebastes umbrosus (honeycomb rockfish) is the source of this 10349-nucleotide messenger RNA. RefSeq names its product latent-transforming growth factor beta-binding protein 2-like. The record is from RefSeq and is a predicted model, not a curated record. Lineage: Eukaryota; Metazoa; Chordata; Actinopteri; Perciformes; Sebastidae. The transcript has 41 exons. The coding region runs from base 2172 to 8375 and encodes 2067 amino acids. Gene Ontology annotation, molecular function: calcium ion binding.
UAUCAUUUUUAGAGGCUUGCAUUACACAGAGGUGUUUUUUUUUUUUUAUUUAUCAUACUCUCAUUGAUAUAAAUGGGGGUGGACAAAAUAAUAGAAACACCUGUCAGUAUAGCACAAUUCAAUACAAGUCUGUUGUAUUGUACUGCAUUAGUUUUAGCCAGGCGUACCUAAUAAACUGGCACUACUUAGAGUAGAUAGUGAAAGUAAUGGUAAUAAAUAAUUGAGAUGUCCAGUUUCUGCCGCUCCAAUUGGUAGUAGGGUAAAUGCAAACAUUGACAAAAUUGCGUGAAAAUAUUAUUGCAACAAUAUUCACUUUUAUGUAAUUAAUAUCCUAUAGUGUCAAAUAACAUCCAGUUAAAAAUCUGUUUAAAUGAACAUAUUUGGAGCAUGACAGUGGUGUUGAUGAAGGGAUAGCCUACUUGAUCUGCCAAAAAAAGUUGAGAACCACUGUUCUUAGCCAACAACAUGAGGCUUCUAACUUGAUUAAGACAUUGAUUGAAGCUAGACAGCAACAGCUGAGCUGCAGCCAUGCAGCUGCUCUCUCUCACAGGUCACUGGGCAUAUAGAAAUGCACAGAUUGGUGCAUGCCCUGGUCACCUUCUAGGAUGCAGGGGGUCAACUGGCCAUGAUCUUUUCAGUGGGGCCAUCGACGCCAGCAAGGCUACAUGCCUGGGGGUGGAGUGAGACAGUUGGACAGUCAUAAGACAAAUGCAGCCUCCUUCUCUAAUUAGAUUUCUCAUGGGCUGCAAGAUGAGCUCUAAUCAGCUGUGGCGCUCAGCCCAAGUCUCCACACAGACAUGAUGUUUCCUUGGAGAUCUGACAGGAAAGACGACACCUCUGUCUCUUCAAAGUGUUCACUCAGUAACUUAUUUUAUAGUUUCAGUGGUAGAAAUUCCUUUUUGAGAGGUUUGAAUGAUGGAAAGGAGAAUGAAUGGGCAGACUACUAGUCUUCCUCUCCGCUGCUGCUGCUGCUGCUGUGUGUUUUGGAUGGCAGUUCUGUGAGUGGUAACGGUGCUCCAUGAGAGAGAAAGGCGUGCAUCUUUGUGGGUUGAAAGCGAGGAGGGAGCCAACUCUCUUUGGGUUGUUUAAGAUCUUAUGGGAGAAGAGAAAUGUGUUGUUUCCAGACAGUCAGAGGGAAAGUGAUGAUGCAGCAUGGAUGAGAGGGGGGGGGAGAUGAAUGGGAUCUGUUACAUAACCUGUUUUCGAAGAUUUCCCAUUGAACUGUGGGCUUCCCAUAUUAUACCUUUUACUGCUACAUCAAAGCAAGUCUGCAAACCUGUUAAUUGACAGGAUGCACGUUUUUACAUGCUGUGUAAUCUGAAACUGUGAAGUGAACUCAAAAGUGCUUCACACUGUGCUGUGGCACUAGAAUGAAAUAAUUAAUCCCACACUCAUCAAAUCAAAUAAACGAGAAGGCAUUAAGUCAAAUAAUCCAGCAAUCAGUGCUGUAAGAUUCUUAAAGAAAAAACAUCUGGUUUCUGAAGUUUUAUGAUAUUGCAGUAUAGCCUGCCAAUUCAAAUUGAAAUGGAAGGUAACGAUAAACGCAGCUGCAUUCAUGAUAAAUCCAAUAGUCUUGUUCAAAGGACGCACAGUAACAUGAUGUAACUUGGCAGAGAAAGUGCGUGUGGGCACAUGGACCGAGCCGUGCCGUGAGUGAAGCAACAAUACAGCCGACAAGGGGGAGUUUCUUCUUGCAAAGCGCAUCAUGCAAUCCAGCUACAAAAAUUCCCGGUGACUUCAGAUCCAAGGAGGUGGUGAUAUUCAUGGGAGCACGAUUUCAAACUCGCUCACUUGGAGUAUCUAGGAGUCCAGCUUCAGCAGCCCUGGAGCCAGCUGCUCUCUUUGCAACUCUUUUUUUCUUGUUUUAACAUAACAGAUGGAAUAAUGUUUGCUUAGAAUAACACUUCUUCUUCUUCUUCUUCUUCAGCGCUGGAAGGAGUUUCUCACUUUGGACUGUAGUUAUAUAGGUGCUGAUUGGACAACCUGAAGACAGUCUUUACCUGGGCAUUAUGAGGAGGUAUCCGGGCUUUUUUCAUUCUUGGGAGAGGAUGCCUUCUUGCUGAAAACUCGUGUUGUAGCUGGACUUUUCUUGUUGUUAUUUGCUCAUAUCUCAGUGUGUCUCCAUAACGCGAUCUGCCCCCUUUUUACGCGCUAGUUUUGAAAACUUUUGCAUGCCCAAAAUGGACCGUGCAGGAUUUGCUGUUUUGCUGGUUUUGACUGUUGCGCUGGUGCGAGACGGUGACAGUCACACGGACACGACAGGUGGGAGGAAAGCACUGAGGAGUCAAGGUCACUCUCCAAGGGGACCAGGACCAGAGGAAAGUGCAUCCUCCAGACCAUCCGGUGAAACUUCUCCUGGGCAAACCAGCAAAUCUACGUCUCUGCUCCGUGUGCCCAGGGCUGCAUCUUCCCAAGGGGAUGACACAAGGCACACAUCCAGAGCAGGACCGGCUCAUGCUGCAGGCGCCUCCCGGGAAGACGUCGCCUCUGCGCCGCAGGAUGGAGCGCUGCGCACCGCCAGACAAACCGGCAGCCAGCAGCACACAGCCAGAGUGAACCGCAGGCAGAGCAGCAAGACCAGCUCUGCAAACUCAAGGAGACUUGUUGGACCUAAUGUCUGUGGAGGCCAGCAGUGCUGCUCAGGCUGGGCUUUGGCUCCAGGAACCAAUCGCUGCAUAAAACCCGACUGCCAGCCCCCCUGCCAGAACCGCGGCUCCUGCAGCCGGCCGCAGACAUGCGUGUGUCGCUCAGGCUUCCAGGGGCCUCGCUGUGAGGAGGUGGCUCCAGAGCAGGUGUACAUUCGCGAUGGAGGCGCACUGAGGCGCGUUCAACCCGGGACCAACCCUUUCCAGAGAGACCAACCGCGGAGAAGGCCCACGGAAAGGCAGGCCAUCGAUACCACCAAGGUCCAGACCCCACGACCUGCGACCACCAGACUGCCUGGGUCCCAAGUGAGACGGGGACCCCCUGACUCCUCCCCUCAGCAGACCGGGACCUCCCGCACUGUGAAACGAUAUCCGUCAUCCUCUGGGCCUAUAACCUCCAACGCUCUACCCAACGGCAACGGCCAUGGCGGUGACCACAGGAACUGGCACGGACACAGACAUGGGCACAGCAACCCGCACUUUAACGCUCACAGGCCUACCAGUGACAGCCAACUUCACGGGCAGUUCAACAAUGCAUUAUCACCAGCAGGGGCCAACCUGUCCUCCAACUUGGACCGCAUCAAGAUCGUCUUCACGCCCAUGGUAUGCCGCAGGGUGUGCAGCGGUGGUCGCUGCUACAACAGCUGUGAGAAGGGAGACAUGACCACGGUCUACAGCGAGAACUCGCAACAGCAGCAGCAGCAGCAGCAGCAGCCAAAGAACCACGGCUUCCGACUCUUCUUCUGUCAGCUACCCUGUCUCAGUGGAGGUCGAUGCAUCGGCAGGGACCUGUGCUGGUGUCCAUCGAACUCAACGGGAAAGUUUUGCCACCUGCCGGCCCCGCCUCCUGCUACCCCUCACCGCCAGAAGGACGGCAGCCGCCAGGGACCAAAAUCUCCCUCCCACUCCAUGUACACUCUACCACUGUCCAAUCAGCAAGUGUCUCUCCACCCAUCCUUGGUGAACGUCCACAUUCAGCACCCUCCAGACGCCGAGGUCCAGAUCCACCAAGUAGCUCGGGUCCAGCCCGGGCAGAGACCGGCCACCACAGACGGGGCUCACUCUGUCCAGCAGCGCUCCCAGCCUGGGAAUGGACACGAACACACCAGUGAGCACAGCAGCAGGCAGCCACACACCAGUGAAUACGGCCACGCCAGACCGCACAACCGUCAGAAUGGACAUGUCGGGAGAUGCUUUCAGGAAACAGUCGAUGGACAGUGUGGCAAGCCUCUGCCAGGCCUAACCAAACAGGAUGAUUGCUGUGGAAGCGUGGGCGCCUCCUGGGGUCUCAACAAGUGCCAAAAGUGUCCGACCAAACCAGCUUAUGCAGUGAUUGCAAAUGGACAAGUGGAGUGUCCCAAAGGUUUUAAACGGAUGAAUCUCACACACUGUCAAGACAUCAACGAGUGCCUGUUGCCCGGGCUCUGUAAGAACGCUGAAUGUCUCAACACCAGAGGAAGCUACAGGUGCACGUGUAAACAAGGCUUCAUGUUAGACGCUGACAGGAGUCACUGUGUCUCGGACAAGGCUGUGUCUGACCAGAGGGCGUUCUGUUACCGGUCGGUGUCAGCACGCACAUGCUCUCUGCCGCUUGCUCAACACAUCACCAAGCAGAUCUGCUGCUGCAGCCGGGUGGGCAAGGCCUGGGGCCCUGGGUGUGAUCGCUGUCCUUUACCGGGAACAGACCAUUUCAAGGAGAUCUGCCCAGCUGGUCAUGGAUACACCUACUCGCGCUCUGACGUGCAGAUUUCUCUCAGGCAGCUGGAGGAAGAUGAUCUGCAGAGCACAGGAGUGUCGUGGGAGGAGCAGAGCCCCACUUUCCCUCAGCCUCCAUCCUCCGAGCCAUGGGUGCCACAAUACCCCAGCUACCCACAGACGCCACACGUACCCCAAUACCCCGAGUACCCUGAGACGCCACAAGCACGGUACCCUCUGACUCCACACAGCAGCCAUCCCUCUCACCCAGACGAGGAGACACCUAAACAGCCGGAAGAUGUGGAAAUUCUGAUCCCGCCAGCUGUUGUGACUGACUCACCACUGAAAUAUCCAGAGACUUCUCCAGACUCCUCCAUCAUCAACCUGAGGCCAGAUUCAGAGGAGACAACCCUCACUGACUCAGCCACAGGUAUCGACAAGUGUGCCUCCACCCCGGCCAUAUGUGGACGUGGGAAAUGUAUUCCCGUGCAGACUGGCUACACCUGCCAUUGCGAGCCAGGAUUCAAGCUCAGCGCAUUGCAGACCAACUGCAUUGAUGUGAACGAGUGUGACGAGGACCCGUGUGAAGGGAAGGGCCGCUGUAUAAACAGCUACGGCUCCUAUACCUGUCAGUGCCACAGCGGCUACAGCCAGGUGAUCACCCAGAACAGGAAGUUCUGUCAAGACAUAAAUGAGUGCAGCAUGCCCAACAAGUGCCAGAACGGCGAAUGCGUCAACACAGAAGGAUCUUACACCUGUGAAUGCAACAAUGGCUACGCCAAGUCCUGGAGAGGCCAAUGCGAAGAUAUAGAUGAGUGCAGAGAUCCCAGCUCCUGUCCCAACGGUGUCUGCGUCAACACUCUCGGCUCUUUCCAGUGCCAGGCCUGCGGCCCGGGGUUCAGGCCUGUGGAUGAAAGAUGUGUGGAUGUAAACGAGUGCUUGAACCAAACAGCGUGCGGUCGUGGUAGGUGUGUCAACACCGAGGGCUCCUAUAGGUGCAACUGUUUCCAAGGAUACAAACUCUCACCGGACAACGUUUGCCAAGAUGUGGAUGAGUGUGCGCUCCCUGGAGUUUGUCUCCACGGCCGCUGUGUCAAUCUGGACGGCACCCACAAAUGCACCUGUAACCAUGGUUACCAAGUCACCUCAGACGGCGAAGCCUGCGAAGAUGUCAACGAGUGCGCAACUGGUAAUGCGUGCCCAGCGGGAAUUUGCAUCAACACUGCAGGUUCUUACACUUGCCAGAGCUGCAGGCCUGGGUUUGGACCGUCUGCUGACGGACUGAGAUGCGAAGAUGUGAAUGAGUGUGCCCAGGGGGACUUGUGUCUCGGCGGGGUGUGUGCCAACACGGAGGGAUCCUACACCUGCACCAGAUGUAAGGCCGGCUACAGAGUGUCUCAAGACCGGCAGAGGUGUGAAGAUGUUGACGAGUGCCAGUCCCUGUCUACCUGUGCCAACGGGAUCUGUCUAAACUCUGAAGGCUCUUACACCUGUGAGAACUGCCCUUCAGGGUACAGAGUAUCGUAUGACGGGGAGCUUUGUGAAGAUAUUGAUGAGUGUGCGCUGCCCACUACAUGCCCCCAGGGAACAUGCACAAACACAGAGGGUUCCUUCACAUGUAUCGUCUGUCAGCCUGGUUUCAGAGUCUCUGAGGAUGGACAACAAUGCGAUGAUGUGGAUGAGUGUUCGGUGGCUAACGUGUGCCCGGACCAGCUGUGCUUGAACACCCCAGGAUCCUACACCUGCAGGAGCUGCGGAGCCGGCCUGCAACUGUCUGAGGAUGGUUACGGCUGCGAGGACAUUGACGAGUGCCAGGACCCAGGUGUGUGCCCCACGGGUGUUUGCACCAACACAGAGGGCUCCUUCUCCUGCAUGACCUGUGACCCAGGCUUCACGGUGGCACCCAACGGGCUCUCAUGCGAAGAUGUGAAUGAAUGCGAGGAACCCAGCCUGUGUGUGGGAGGCCAGUGCACCAACACCAUCGGCUCCUAUAGCUGCUUCUGUCCCGUUGGUCUGGAGAUGGUUGAUGGGACGUCCUGCAGAGAUAUCAAUGAGUGUUUAACCAUCGUGGGGAUCUGCGGAGAAGGAGACUGCCUGAACACUAAGGGCUCCUACACGUGCCUCUGUCCUGAUGGAUAUACCACCAUCAACGGAGGGACCGGCUGCCAAGACGAGGAUGAAUGCAGUAAAGACAAUGUGUGUGUCCGGGGCGAGUGUCUCAACACCGACGGCUCUUUCAUGUGCUUGUGUGAGGCUGGCUUCAAGUACAACGCUGACACGGCCGACUGCGAAGACCAGAAUGAGUGCAAGGAGUUUGGGAGCUCAGUGUGUGGUACCUGGCGCUGCGAAAACACCAUCGGCUCCUACCGGUGCUUCAUGGGCUGCCAGCCUGGCCUCGAGGGAGAGGACGCCACAGACUGCGAUAUUGAUGAGUGCGUCAAUGAAACCAUCUGUGGGAACCACGGCUUCUGCGAGAACACAGACGGAUCCUUCCGCUGCCAGUGUGACCAGGGCUACACCAACCCGCCAGAAGACAUGAGCAAAUGUGUCGACGUGAACGAGUGCGAGAUGAGCUUGGCGCUGUGCGGGGAGGCCCUGUGUGAGAACUUCGAUGGCAGCUUCCUGUGCAUCUGCCCCAACGACAAUGAGGAAUUUGAUCCCAUCACCAGCCAGUGCCGCUCCCUGGCUGAUAUGGACACGACUCCCGCUGCUCGAGUCCCUCCGUCCGCUCCCUCAGACGAGGAGAGGAAAGAGUGUUACUAUAACCUGAAUGAUGCCAACUUCUGCGACAACGUCUUGUCUCGCAACACCACCAAGCAGGAGUGCUGCUGCACGGUGGGGGCCGGCUGGGGGGACAACUGCGAGAUCCACGCCUGUCCUGUCCCAGGAAGAGAUGAUUAUAACCAGUUGUGCCCUCAUGGCAGUGGAUUAUUACCGCUGGCUGUUUCCGCUACACAAAAUCUGGGAGACCAGCGCCCUUACAUAGAUGCAAACGAGUGUGAGAUGUUUGGAUCAGACAUUUGUAAGAAUGGACAGUGUUCGAAUCUCUUUUCUACCUACACCUGCUACUGUCGCUCUGGCUUCUACUACGACAACAUCCGGCUUGAGUGUGUGGAUUACGAUGAGUGUGGGUUUGGAACCGCCUGUGAGGGCGGAGCGUGCGUGAACACGGCUGGGUCUUUCAACUGUUUCUGCAGUCCUCCAUUAGUCCUGGACAACACACAGCGGCGCUGCAUUGGCCUUAACGCCACAGAAGAAACUCUAGAGCCUGAUCACGAUGUGCACAUGGAUAUUUGCUGGCAGCGUCUGGAGGGGGACCACGUAUGUUCAGAACCGCUCCAGGGACGCAGAACUACAUACACCGAAUGCUGCUGCCUGUACGGCAUCGCCUGGAGUGGACAGUGUGCCUUCUGUCCCCGGAGAGACUCUGAGGACUACGCAGUGAUGUGCAACCUGCCUCGGAGAGGAGGGACAGACAGUCUGCGAGAGAGGCCGGGAUAUGAGUACGGUCUUGAGGGGCCAGAGGAUCCUGCGGAGCCUUUUGUUCCUCCGUACUGGGACAGUUACGGCAGCCCUGCAGGACCCUAUGACAUCCCUGAGGGCGUUCCUCUCUUCAAUGACAAUGACUACGGCGUUCAACAACCACCUGCCCGCGUUCCCAUUCCACGACCACGGGAGCAGCCGCCACGACCAGUGGAUCCCUAUGCUGAGCGCUACGAUGGCUUCGAGGGUCUCCGAGCGGAGGAAUGUGGAAUCCUGAACGGGUGUGAAAACGGCCGCUGCGUUCGCGUGCGAGAAGGCUACACCUGCGACUGCUUCGACGGUUACGAACUUGACCUGAACAAGAUGGCCUGUAUAGACAUAAACGAGUGCGAGGACAUCAGCGACAAGGUGCCCUUGUGUCAGAACGGCCAGUGCACCAACACGGAGGGGUCGUACAAGUGCACCUGUUUGCCGGGUUUCGUGGCCGCCGCGGAGCCGCACAAAUGCAUCCCAGAGAUCCCGGAGUCGGGGCCUGUGGAGACAGGAAACUGAGACAGGCUGCUGGCUUUUCCUGCUCCCUCAAAGAUCACCUUACACCCUUCUGCCCUUUUCCCCAAGGGCCUGGCACUAAACCUCCAACAGUAACGCUUAGACGUCCAAACUCGUUUCCCCACACACAUUCAUAUCCCCUCAUACAUGUUCAAGAGGACCAGGAAUUGUGCAGUGAAUGUAUUACAUGGGAUUUAGUAUUCACCAGAUAUCCAUUUGCCUUAAAGGGAUUUUGUGGACUGAUCUUUUUUUAUUCAGUAACCCCAGGCAAUUUGAUAUGCAGAUAUAUUUUCCACAUUAUUUUCUCUGUCACUUUUUUUUUUUGUUGUGUUAUUUAUUUCAUUUCCAUGACGGGCCUCUGCAAACUAAGAAAGCGACCUAUUUCAGAGGGCAUACUUGAUUCCUCUUGUUUUUAUUUGUCUCGCCAAUCGACCUCAGAGACGGCGUGGGGGAGAUAAUAAAUGCCUUUCGUAAGUCAUAAGAAAUCAGCCUCUCAUAAAUCAGCUUGUCAAACCUCUCACCAGUUUUCUCACUCAGUCAUUGUAAUUAGCGUCGACCUCUUGGACUAAAUGGACGCCAGGGUUGAUAAAUAUCAGAAGUUCUAAGAAGGAACUUUUUCCCACAGCUGCCUUUCUAUUCUUCAAGAUUAACCACAAAGCUGACGUUGAAGAAUCUUCUGGACCAAGGACUGAGACGUCAACACAGCCAAACUUAAAAAACGUCAGCCUUUACAUGGACCUGGCAAGACUGUAGAUGUAUAUGAUGAUCUAUGUAAUGUGUUUUAAAAAAGGUGCAAUAGGUAUAACCUGCCCUCCUCUGUUUGACACCAUUUUUACAAUCUUACAAUAGCAGCAAUGAAGUAGGAAAACUCAGUUUCUGAUCCCGAUUUUCUUUAACAGUAUUAACUUGUUUUAUACUUCUGUAAAUCCAUAUGUACCAUGACUUAUCAACGGUUGAUUCUAGGAAGGUAAGUUUGUUGAAAUGAUCCACAAAUAUCACAGCUUAAAGUGAAAAGAUCAGUUUUAUUCCCAUGUGUGCAUCUUUGAAUGCACGUACAGACACAGGCUUCGUUGGAGAGGUUUGGUAUAUUUUGUACAGAUCUAGUACUAUGUAUUAUUUUUGUUACAUAUUCUCUUAAUGCAUUAUAGCACAACCAAUAUUUUUGUUUGACAUAAAACAUAAAAUGUAAGAAAAAUCUGGCAUUAUAGCUUUUGUAGAUUUAUACAUGUCUGUAAAAAUGUUUUUGUUUUUUUUAAAGCAUAUCUUUUAAUGUAUGAGGAGAGUGGCUGACACUGUACCAGAGGAACUGUGUGUAUACCCUGCCCUGUGGAGCAGACAAUGAAAUAUAUUUUUUGGAAGUGGCAGCACUGUUCUAAUCACAGAUAUUUUGUCUCUUCGAGUUCAUUACAAAGACGAUGCUUUUGACUUCAGCUUCUGUGCGUCACAAAUUUAUGGCUAAAUAUUAAUAAUUGUGAACAUUAAUUCUUUUAGUCUCUGUUGGACCCUUUUGUCAUGAAUGUAUCAUAAACAGUAUCAGCCUACUCAUUUGGUUUCUGAACUCCCACUUAUACACAUUUUUUGUCUUUUAUAUUCAGGUUUAGGAAAUAAUGGCAUUAUUUGUCUAAUGGACUGAACUUCAGCAACGCAGAAACAUAAAACCAACUUUAGAGGAUGACUAAAGUUGAUGAUGUAUAACCUUAACAUGCAUUCAUAACCUAUAAACCUACAGUUGUACAAAUGUUUCCACUUGAUGUCCGCUGUACUUUACCGUGCUGUUCAAAUCAUCGGCUGAACCGGACCGUAAGUCUAUAACAUUUAGGUCAAAGAUGGGAUAUUUAAAGCCUUUCAAAACCACAAAUAACUUCAGAUACAUGUCAUGUUGUAAAGCUGUGGUCAUUGGAAAUAUCAUGCUCAUUCAUUUUGUUUACCUCCUGACUGUAAUCACUAUCAGUCAUCAAAAUAAAAACAUAAAAAAUA